AUGUACGGUGCACCAGAUGCGUAUGCGUGCAGACUGCUAAUCGUGCUGAAGCCUAGAGCGGCCCGAGCCACAUUCCUAGAUCUACCAGGCGAGCUACGCAACCAAAUAUACGCCUACAGCAUCUACCCCGACCUAUCCUCCAUUUUCGUAGCAAACUGCACCAAGCCCGAACAUUUCGGCGCAACGAUUCUUCACCUCCCCAUCUUUCGUACGUGUCGCCAAAUCCGUGCUGAAACGCUUUCCUACCUGUGCGCAACACUUCAGCUUGGGUUUCUUGGCAUUCACAGUGCUGUCCUUUUUUUCUCUUUGGCGGGAAAAGCAGCGUCGGAGAUCAAGUCCCUUUUUCUGAUAGAGCCUCUGUGUAUCGGAGAAGAGUAUACGGAGAGCAAGGAGACAGUGGAGCAGUUCCUUCGUGCGCUUGAGGCUAUGAGAGAACUGUCCGAGAUUCAGGUAAACAAUAUCGGACGCUUGACGCCGCCCGAUCAAAAAACCUGGUUUUGGAAGUUCACCAAGAGACUCGAGAAACUACAGGAGAGACGAGAGAAUCUGCGUUUCCGGAGCGCAUGGCCGGAUGGAUAA
Molecule: messenger RNA, 579 nt
Organism: Bipolaris oryzae ATCC 44560
Lineage: Eukaryota; Fungi; Ascomycota; Dothideomycetes; Pleosporales; Pleosporaceae
Exons: 1
Coding region: 1-579 (192 amino acids)
Source: RefSeq, a predicted model, not a curated record